This is a messenger RNA of Nyctereutes procyonoides (raccoon dog), 5780 nucleotides long. It is a transcript of the gene WDR62, whose product is annotated as WD repeat domain 62. Bases 77 to 4660 code for a protein of 1527 amino acids. The record is from RefSeq and is a predicted model, not a curated record. Lineage: Eukaryota; Metazoa; Chordata; Mammalia; Carnivora; Canidae. Gene Ontology annotation, molecular function: protein binding. The transcript has 32 exons. Gene Ontology annotation, biological process: neurogenesis; regulation of mitotic cell cycle; mitotic spindle organization. Gene Ontology annotation, cellular component: mitotic spindle.
UCUUCCAGUGGGUCGUGGAGGCGGCGGCGGCGGCGGCGGUUGAGGGGCCUAACGGUUGCCCGGCUCCGGCGCGUCGAUGGCGGCCUUGGGGCCCGGAGGCUACGCGCGCAACGAUGCAGCGGAGAAGCUGCCGUCCGGCGCGGCUGGGGUUCCGGCGCGGAGGGGCCAGUGCUCUCCGCCCCCCGCCCCGCCGCUCUGUCUCCGGCGGCGGACACGACUCUCGACGGCGCCGGAGGACACGGUGCAGAACCGGGUGUCACUCGAGAAGGUACUUGGCAUCACAGCCCAGAACAGCAGUGGCCUAACCUGUGACCCCAACACAGGCCAUGUGGCCUACCUAGCAGGCUGUGUGGUGGUGAUUUUGAACCCCAAGGAGAACAAGCAGCAGCACAUUUUUAACACUGCCAGGAAGUCUCUGAGUGCUCUGGCCUUCUCCCCUGAUGGGAAGUACAUAGUGACAGGGGAGAACGGGCACAGGCCUGCUGUGCGCAUCUGGGACGUGGAUGAGAAGAGUCAGGUGGCAGAGAUGCUGGGCCACAAGUACGGCGUGGCCUGUGUGGCCUUCUCCCCCAAUAUGAAGCACAUUGUAUCCAUGGGCUACCAGCACGACAUGGUACUCAACGUCUGGGACUGGAAGAAAGACAUCGUGGUGGCUUCCAACAAAGUAUCAUGCAGGGUCAUUGCUCUCUCCUUCUCAGAGGACAGCAGCUAUUUUGUCACCGUAGGGAACCGACAUGUGAGGUUCUGGUUCUUGGAAGUCUCCACAGAAGCAAAGGUGAUGGGCACAGUUCCCCUCGUAGGGCGUUCAGGCAUCCUGGGUGAGCUGCACAACAACAUCUUCUGUGGCGUGGCUUGUGGCCGGGGCCAAUUGGCAGGCAACACCUUCUGUGUGUCCUACUCGGGCCUCCUUUGCCAGUUCAAUGAGAAGAGAGUGCUGGAGAAGUGGAUCGACUUGAAGGUCUCCUUAUCUUCAUGCCUCUGUGUCAGUCAGGAGCUCAUCUUCUGCGGCUGCACAGAUGGGAUCGUCCGCAUGUUCCAGGCCCACAGCCUGCAAUACCUUGCGAACCUGCCGAAACCACACUACCUUGGGGUGGACGUGGCCCAGGCUCUGGAGCCCAGCUUCCUCUUCCGCAGGAAGGCAGAAGCAGUCUACCCAGAUACAGUGGCGCUGACCUUCGACCCCAUCCAUCAGUGGCUGUCCUGCGUAUAUAAGGACCACAGCAUCUACAUCUGGGACGUCAAAGACAUCAACAAAGUAGGCAAGAUGUGGUCGGAGCUCUUCCACAGCUCCUACGUCUGGAAUGUGGAGGUGUAUCCUGAGUUUGAAGAUCAGAGAGCUUGUCUGCCAUCAGGAUCUUUUCUUACUUGUUCCUCAGACAACACCAUCCGCUUUUGGAACAUGAAUAGCAGUCCCGACUCUGAAUGGCAGAAGAAUAUCUUCAGUAACACCCUGCUGAAGGUUGUGUAUGUAGAGAAUGACAUCCAGCACCUGCAGGACAUGUCCCACUUCCCAGACCGAGGGAGUGAGAAUGGAACACCUGUGGAUGUGAAGGCUGGGGUCCGAGUCAUGCAGGUCAGUCCUGAUGGCCAGCAUUUGGCUUCAGGCGACCGAAGUGGAAAUCUGAGGAUCCACGAGCUACACUUCAUGGAUGAGCUGUUCAAAGUGGAAGCCCAUGAUGCUGAGGUGCUGUGCCUGGAGUACUCCAAGCCUGAGACAGGGCUGACCUUGCUGGCCUCAGCCAGUCGGGACCGACUGAUCCAUGUGCUGAAUGUGGAGAAGAACUACAACCUGGAGCAGACCCUGGAUGACCACUCUUCCUCCAUCACGGCCAUCAAAUUUGCUGGCAAUAGAGACAUCCAGAUGAUCAGCUGUGGGGCUGACAAGAGCAUCUACUUUCGCAGUGCCCAGCGGACCUCAGAUGGACUACACUUUGUCCGUACCCACCAUGUGGCAGAGAAGACCACCUUGUAUGACAUGGACAUUGACAUCACCCAGAAGUAUGUGGCUGUAGCCUGCCAGGACCGCAAUGUGAGAGUCUACAACACCGUGAAUGGAAAGCAGAAGAAGUGCUACAAAGGCUCCCAGGGUGACGAAGGGUCCCUGCUGAAGGUCCAUGUGGACCCCUCAGGCACCUUCCUGGCCACUAGCUGCUCCGACAAAAGCAUCUCGGUGAUUGACUUUUAUUCAGGCGAGUGCAUUGCCAAGAUGUUUGGUCAUUCAGAAAUUGUUACCAGCAUGAAGUUCACCUACGAUUGUCGUCACUUGAUCACAGUAUCUGGAGACAGCUGUGUGUUCAUCUGGCACCUGGGCCCAGAGAUCACUAACUGCAUGAAGCAGCACUUGCUGGAGAUUAACCACCGGGAGCAACAGCAGCAGCAGAACAGGAAGGACGAGAGGCAGGAGACCUAUACAUCCAUGCCCAGCGAGAUUUGCUCCUUAAGCCCUGGAGAGCAGACGGAGGAGGAGCUGGAGGAAGAGUGUGAAUCGGAAGAGUUGCUGAAGACCCCGUCCAAAGACAGCUCGGACCCAGAUCCUCAGUGUCUCCUGACCAAUGGCAAACUGCCACUGUGGGCAAAGCGGCUGCUAGGAGAUGACGAUGUGACAGAUGGCUCAGCCUUCCAUGCCAAGCGCAGCUACAAGCCACAUGGCCGCUGGGCAGAGCGGGCUGACCAGAAGCCCCUCAAGACCAUCCUGGAUGCCCAGGACCUGGAUUGCUACUUCACCCCCAUGAAGCUUGAGAGCCUGGAGAACUCUGUUCUGGAUACAGUGGAGCCCCAGAGCCUGGCGGGCCUGCUGAGUGAGUCGGAGAGCCCCCAGGAGAAUGGCUGUGGGCACCCCUCCUUCUUGCCCCUACAGCGGGAGUCCUCUGAGGACAGUGAACUCAUCUACUCCCUGGAGGCAGAGGUGACAGUCAUAGGGACAGACAGCGAUUACUGCACAAAGGACAUGAAGGGGAAGCCCAGAGACCAGCAGGGUGACUCCUACCUCAGAGGCUCCUCCAUUAGCUCGAAGGAUCGGAGCCCACCCGAAGACUCGGGGGAGUCAGAGGCCGACUUGGAGUGCAGCUUCACCACCAUCCAUUCGUCCCCUCCCCGGCCAACCCCUCGGUUUAACAUGAUGAUGCCCCGCACACCAGGAUGCCCAGGUACCACAGAAGAGUUAUCCCAGCCCGAGGUGCUGGGCAUAUCCAACGGCUCCCUGCCCCAGACCCCUGAGCAGGAGAAGUUCCUCCGCCACCACUUCGAGACGCUUACUGACGGUCACCCCGAGGAGCUCUUCCAUGGAUCCCUGAGAGACUUGGAGGCCCCUGAGGCUGAAGACUUCUUCAAUCCCCGGCUGAGCAUUUCAGCUCAGUUCCUCUCGCGUCUCCAGAAAACAUCCAGGUUUACCCACACCUUCCCUCCCCAGCUGCCCCUGCACCUGGUGAAGUCCCCAGAGGUCAAAUUCACGGACCUUGGGGGCAGCCAGCCCAGGGCAGAGCCUUUGAGAGUAGGCGCUGGCUACACCUCCCCAGGCAGAACCAGUGUCCUCACUGGGAAAAAGGCUGAGGAGCCCCUUGAGACCCUGGAGCCCUGGUUCCCACUGACCCCCUGCCUCUCAGGCCUGGCACCCUGUGCCCCCUCCUCAGUGCUGCCCGCUGACGGGAAGCCUCUGACGCCCACAGCCCUGCCCACUCCAGGCUUGACUCAGGGUGUCCACAGCCCCUCCUCCCGCUCCUACAUGGCGGCUGCUGCGAGCUCCCGCGCCAAGAUGUCACGCAGCAUCUCCCUCGAGGACAGUGAGGGCCCUGUGCUGGCUGAGCUGGCCAGGCCCCUCCCCAGGCCGUCCUCCGUUGGGGAACUGGUGUCCCUGGGCCAGGAGCUCCAGGCCAUCCCCACCACGGUAGCACCGGGCUCUAACAGCGAGGGCCGAGAACCUGCCUUGCUCUCCUUGGGGGGCAACCACGAGGCCCGGGCCAGCCUGAAGCUGACCCUGUCGAGCAUCUGCGACAGGCUCUUGUUGCCGCCUCCCCCGUUGGAUCCUGUGGCCACCCAGCCCAGCGUCACAACAGCCACCUUCCCAGUCCCCAGCCCCGUGGAUGCAAGCUCCCUGGGGCUCCACAGUUCCACCUUUCUCCCGAGGCUCCUGGUCCCUGAGUCCCCCAACACCCCUGCCCACCCCAACAGCACCUCGCUUCCAGAGACCAGGCCUGGGGUCCCUGGCAGCGUCACCUCCCUCCUGGAGCCCGCCCCUGAUGCGCUCAGUCUGGUCCAGGGCAGCCCUGGACACUGGGAGGAGCCUGGGGGGCCAUUGAGUUUCCUGCCCCCAACUCCCCUUGAACUGAGCAGUGUGAGCACCAUCGUGCACAGACUGCAGACUGCCUUCCAAGAAGCCAUGGACCUUUACAACCUGGUGGUCCCCAACGACCAGAUGAGCACUGAGCAGCAGCGGCAGGCACGGACUGAGCUGGCCUCCACCUUCCUUUGGAUCCAUAGCCAGUUAGAGGCCAACAGCUGGCUGCUGAGGAGUGAUGUGGCCCCACCCCAGGCCCAGCCUGGCCUGGGCUCCCCCUCCCCACCGACACUGUGCCCCCUGGCAAGCCCAGACUUGCAUGCCCUGCUGGAACAUUACUCAGAGCUGCUGGUGCAGGCUGUGCGGAGGAAGGCCCGGGGGCACUGAGGGCUGGUGCCCCCCGCCCCCCCCCCCCCAAGACAGCCUGGCUGCUUCAGAGGAAAUCGGUGUCUGAAGCAAAUAAACUGACAACUUCAAGGAAUGGUUCCUGGUGCCUGUCAGGGUGCAUUCACAGAGCCCCCUCAGGCGGAUGCAGGGAAGGAGGGCAGGGUGGACUGCCCAGGGAAUACAGGUGGAUAAACCCUGGAAGGGGUGAAAUUUGUGUGCCGUAGGUGUUGGCUCCCCAGCAUUGUACCCUCACCCGCUUGUCCCCUUCCUGUCUCCCCUGGAGGAUGUCAGCCCCAGUGCCCUGCCUUGUUCCAGGACUCUGUCAAUGGGACCAACAUUCCCAAGAAAUACAGGAACUGCAGUAAUGAUGAUCCCAACACCUGGAUCCCAUGUCUCCCAUCUCCGCUGAGCCACUAUGGGAUCAGUUGUGGUCCUUGCUAUUCCCCAAGGUGGGGCCUAUCUAUUCCCCAAGGAGAGGGGAAACCCUUCCUCUGCCCCUUACCAGUGCCCCAGAAUGUACUGGAGCCACUGCCGUCACCAGGUGCCAGACCCUGGCUCCCAGGACACACCUGCUACACCACUGCCAGGCCAAGCCCAGGCUUUUGUCUCCCAUCUGUGACAGGGGGAUUGAGAGACCAGCAAGCCCACUGACUGGACAGUCGGGCCGCAUGCCCGGGCCAUCCAGCAGCUGGGACAAAUUAUUCUUUGUCCAGUGGGAAGACUACAUCCAGAUUCAUCUCCUAAGCUGCCAGCUCUGGUAGCAGCUUCCCCAGGCAGCAUGCAUCUAGCCAUGUGGCAUGUCUGCCAAGAAGGCCACUCUUGUGACCACAAAAGCCCCCACUGCCCCAAUUCUCUAUGAAGAGGAAGCCAGCAAGGGCAGGGCCCCCUCCUAAAACACAGCCUCGCCACGCGGCUUGCUGUGGCCUGAACCACCACUUCCCUGACUUCCUCUGCUCAGAGAGAGCCAGUCUUGCCCCGGAUUCCACAGAGCUGAGACUCAAACCUGGACUUGCCUAGUGCCAGAGCCAGACCCUUCAGCAUAAGAACAUGGUCCUCUGCUGUCUCCCUAAACACUGACACACAUCAGCACCAACUGUACGUUCAAAAAACUCUGCUGGUA